GGGCGAGCAGGGCUGGAACCUCUGACCAGCAAACGAGGCCAGGCCCCGCCUCCGCCCGCCCGCGCCCCCCGCCCGCGGCGCCCGCUCUGCAGAGCUCAGUCUCCAGCGCGCGCGGCUGCCAGCGGUCGCUGUGCCUCGGUGUCCCCAGCUAGUGCGACAGAGACGCCAGCAGGGACCCCCCGACCCUGUGGCCCCCGAAGCCCUGUCCACGGUGGCUGCCAUGUCAACCUUGCUGGACAUCAAGAGCAGCGUGCUCAGGCAGGUGCAGGUGUGCCCAUCCUUUCGCCGCAAGACAGAGCAGGAACCUGAGAUCACAAACUCACAGGAGCCCCCAACGGGGGCCUGGAAACCUGGGGAUGGUGUGGAGUUCUUUGCCCACAUGCGCCUCAUCCUGAAAAAGGGGGAUGGCAGACAGGGCCUUCCAUGUCCUGAGGUUCUUCUGCGAAGUGGUUCCCCAGCCCCUGCUGAGCCUGUGGACCCCAAUCGUGGCCUGAGAACCCUGACCCAGGAGGAGGUGGAGAUGCUCUACGAAGAGGCUUUAUACACAGUCCUCCACCGGGCCGGCACCAUGGGCCCCGACCAGGUAGAUGAUGAGGAGGUCUUGCUUAGCUACCUUCAGCAGGUGUUUGGCACCAGUUCUGAGGAACACAUGGAGGCCAUCAUGCGUGUGAAGAAGGCCAAGGCCCCCACAUAUGCCCUGAAAGUCUCUGUCAUGCGUGCCAAGAACCUUCUGGCUAAAGACCCCAAUGGCUUCAGUGACCCGUACUGCAUGCUGGGCAUCCUGCCAGCCUCAAGUGCCCCACUGGAGUCGAGUGGACAGAAGGAGCAGCGCUUUGGCUUCCGAAAGGGCAGCAAGCGUAGCAGCCCGCUGCCUGCCAAGUGUAUCCAAGUCACGGAGGUCAAAAACAGCACCCUGAAUCCUGUCUGGAAAGAGCACUUCUUGUUUGAAAUUGACGAUGUCAACACAGACCAGCUGCACCUGGACAUCUGGGACCAUGAUGAUGACGUAUCCCUGGCGGAAGCAUGCAGGAAGCUGAAUGAAGUUAUUGGCCUGAAGGGCAUGACCAGAUACUUCAAACAGAUUGUCAAGUCGGCCCGUGCAAAUGGGACAGCAGGACCCACUGAGGACCACACAGAUGACUUCCUGGGUUGCCUCAACAUCCCUAUCCGGGAGGUGCCUGUGGCAGGUGCUGAUCGCUGGUUUAGGCUGGAACCACGCUCCAGUGCCUCCCGUGUGCAGGGAGACUGCCACCUGGUCCUGAAGCUGAUCACUACCCAGAGGGACACUAUUAUGAGUCAGCGUGGACGCUCAGGCUUCCUGUCCUACCUGUUGCUCCUCAGCCGUGUGCUGCGGUUUGAGCAUCGCGUGGAGGAGCCCAAUUCCAGCAGUUGGCGUGGCGAGCUUAGCGGGCCUGGGACCACAGUCCUUUGUCUGCAUGGAGCUCAAAGCAAUCUGUCCCCUUUGCAGCUGGCGGUGCUGCACUGGCAAGUCAGUAGCCGUCAUCAUCAGACACGGACCCUGGACUAUGGCUACCUGCUGGGGCUGCUGGAAGAUGUGCAGGCCCACUGGGAGGAGGCAGCUUCACUGCCUCAGGAGCAGGAGGAGAGCCUGGCUGACAGCUUUUCUGCCUUCUCGGAGUUCGGACUGAGACUACUGCGCCAGCUCCGAGAUUACUUCCCCGCCACCAACAGCACGGCUGUGUAUCGCCUGGAGCUGCUGCUGAAGUGCCUGGAGAAGCUCCAGCUCUUCCAGCCAGCCUUUGAGAUCUGCCCCUUUGAGACAGAGCUCAGUAUGGACAUUGCUGCCGCCCUGAAGCGGGGUAACCGUGAGUGGUACGACCAGCUCCUGAACACCAAGAGUCCCCGAGAACAGCCAGGGCCACAGCGCCUAGCGGGGCUUGUUGAGCUUGCAGACAUCAUCUACGAGGACUUGCAGUCAUGCUAUGGGGUCUACGCCAGCCUCUUCCAUGGUAUCCUUAAGGUGGACUUCUUCACCCUUACCUUCCGGCAGCUGGAACGUCUGGUGGCUGAGGAGGCAUGGGUGCUGACAGAGGAGCUGAGCCCCAAGAUGAACUUAGAGGUGGCCUCAGGGCUCUUUGAGCUCUACCUGACCCUGGCAGAUACCCAGCGCUUCUGGAGCUGCAUCCCUGGACGGGAAAGCCGCUCCCUAGCUCUGGCUGGCAUCCACACCCCUUUCCUGCCAGCUGUGAAGCUCUGGCUGCAGGUGCUGCGGGACCAGGCCAAGUGGCGCCUUCAGGGAGCGGUGGAUGUAGACACGCUGGAGCCUGUAGAUGCGGCUUCCAAACACAGCAGUUCUGCAGCGACUGCCAGCCUCUGCCUUAGUCACAUCCAGGAGCUCUGGGUCCGCCUGGCUUGGCCUGACCCUGCCCAAGCCCAGGGGCUAGGCACUCAGCUCAGCCAGGAUAUGUGUGAAGCCUCCCUCUUCUAUACGGAACUGCUGAGAAAAAAAGUGGACACCCAGCCAGGGGCUGCCGGUGAGGCAGUGAGUGAGCAGCUCUGUGUGGUGCUCAACAACGUGGAGUUGGUGCGCAGAGCUUCAGGACAGGCACUAAGAGGACUGGCGUGGUCUGAAGGGGCCAAUGGGCUGGAGGGCAUGCUCCCCCGCCCUUUACUCAGCUGCAUACAGGCCCUGGAUGAAGACCUUCACCGGGAGGCCCACACUGUGACAGCACACCUGACUUCCAAGAUGGUGGCAGAUAUCAGGAAGUAUGUACAGCACAUCAGUCUGUCCCCUGACUCUAUUCAGAAUGAUGAGGCCGUAGCCCCACUGCUGAAGUACCUAGAUGAGAAGCUAGCCUUGCUGAAUGACUCGCUGGUGAAGGAGAACCUGAGCAGGGUGCUAGAGGCCCUCUGGGAGCUGCUUCUGCAGGCCAUUCUGCAGGCGCUGAGUGCAAACAGGGAUGUCUCUGCUGAUUUCUAUGGGCGUUUCCAUUUCACUCUGGAGGCUCUGGUCAGUUUCUUUCAUGCUGAGGGCCAGGGGCUGCCCCUGGAGAACCUGAGGGAUGGAAGCUACAAGAGGCUGGAGGAAGAGCUACGGCUCCACAAAUGCUCCACCCGAGAGUGCAUUGAGCAGUUUUACCUGGACAAGCUCAAGCAGAGGUCUCUGGAGCAGAACCGGUUUGGGCGCCUGACUGUCCGGUGUCAUUAUGAAGCAGCCGAGCAGCGGCUAGCUGUGGAGGUGCUGCGUGCGGCGGACUUACUGCCUCUGGAUGCCAAUGGCCUGAGUGACCCCUUUGUGAUUGUGGAGCUUGGUCCACCACACCUCUUCCCACUGGUCCGCAGCCAGAGGACCCAAGUCAAAGCUCGGACGCUGCACCCGGUGUAUGAUGAGCUCUUCCACUUCUCUGUGCCUGCUGAGGCAUGCCGCCGCCGCGGAGCUUGUGUGCUAUUCACGGUUAUGGACCAUGACUGGCUGUCUACCAACGACUUUGCUGGGGAAGCAGCCCUUGGCCUGGGUGGUGUCAGUGGCAUUGCGAGGCCGCAUGUGGGAGGGGCCAUGAGGCCCGGUCAGCCUAUCACGCUACACCUGCGCAGGCCCAGAGCUCAGGUGAGGUCUGCACUGCGGAUGCUAGAAGGCCGGACCAACAGAGAAGCACAGGAGUUUGUCAAGAAACUCAAGGAGCUGGAAAAGUGCAUGGAGGCGGACCUCUGAGCACCCUGAUGGUCACAGCCCCGGCCCUUCUCAUUUCCCUGUGGGGUCCACUUUGUGCAGCAAGGGCUUCUGGGGGCCCCUCCCUCACCACUUGACCUGCCUGCUCUGGUUGAACCCUGUGGCUUCUGUCUGCCCUGUCUUUUGGUGUGUGCUGUGAACCCUUUGUGCCCCAGCAUGUCCCACCCAGAAUAUGGGCAGCCAACUCAGUGGGAUUGGCCAGCAUCUGCCCUGGACACAGAACAGGAUGGAUGGGACCUGACCCCAGCAGGCUCUCUUCCCUGGAGCAGUGGUCAUAUGCUCUCAGAGGACUCUGCCCCCUAGAGGCCAUCAGGUCAUACCUGGAGGAGACACUUAUUUAUGGUCACAACUAGGGAGUAGAAGCCACUACUAGGGUGGAGGCCAGUGUUGCUGUUCAUAUCCUUGUAACCAUCACUUGGCCUGAUGAGAAAUAAUUUGUGCCCCGUGACAGCAGUGUCGUUGGGGAAGCUUCUGCUAGAGCAGGCCUUGCCCUGCUUUCUGAGGAAAAGGCCUCCACAGGCAGAGGGUGAGGGUAGAGUUUCUACUGUCUGCAGCUUCUCUCUCCUGGAUCUGGACAUACUACCCAUGCAGGUGAGCGAGGGGCCAGCUGAGGAUUACUUGUGUUCUGGUCCUGGCCUGGCUCCUGGGCCCAGGAGAGUUUCUCCCAUAGUCACCACAAGGAAAAGGAAUUGCCCACAGGUGGAGACCAGGGUGAAGGGCUCUAUGGCUAGCUGCUCGGAUAGCCCUUGACACAUCUGUAUGUGCCCAUGCCAGACUUACCUCACAGGCCAGAUCCACCCGGGUAGACUUCGCCAGCGCUUAGCCAAGUACAAAGCAACAGACCCAUGGUCGGGGCUCCUCCUUGGUUUUAUUGAGAGCACUAAGGCAGGACUCUAAGCAAGGCUGUCCCAGAACUGUCCCAGCAGGCCUGUCCAUCCCCAGGUCCUACUGCCACUUCUGAAUAAUGCACACCAGCUUCAAUAAUAUGUUUGCAACCUUCA
Mastomys coucha (southern multimammate mouse) is the source of this 4692-nucleotide messenger RNA. It is a transcript of the gene Baiap3, whose product is annotated as BAI1 associated protein 3. The transcript has 34 exons. NCBI's taxonomy places the organism in Eukaryota, Metazoa, Chordata, Mammalia, Rodentia, Muridae. The record is from RefSeq and is a predicted model, not a curated record. Bases 221 to 3673 code for a protein of 1150 amino acids.